This is a messenger RNA of Fukomys damarensis (Damara mole-rat), 5684 nucleotides long. RefSeq names its product ATP binding cassette subfamily C member 4 (gene Abcc4). Gene Ontology annotation, molecular function: ATP binding; ABC-type transporter activity; ATP hydrolysis activity. Gene Ontology annotation, biological process: transmembrane transport. The transcript is spliced from 31 exons. Gene Ontology annotation, cellular component: plasma membrane. Bases 197 to 4045 code for a protein of 1282 amino acids. Lineage: Eukaryota; Metazoa; Chordata; Mammalia; Rodentia; Bathyergidae. The record is from RefSeq and is a predicted model, not a curated record.
CCGAGGCUGCUCAUCCGUCAAGGCUUGCUCGUCUGGUGGUAGUCUGUCCUCUAUUAGACUGAUCUCCAAGGAUCUGCCUCCUUGUGUAACCGGCUCGUUGUAGACCCUGCCUUUUCCUCGUGUUUUCUGGGUUGAGCUGAGGUGGCUAAACCCCUUGUUUAAAAUUGGCCAUAAACGGAGGUUGGAAGAAGAUGAUAUGUACUCAGUGCUCCCACAAGAUCGCUCCAAGUACCUCGGAGAAGAGCUGCAAGGGUAUUGGGACAGAGAAGUCUUAAGAGCCGAAAAGGAUACACGCAAGCCUUCUUUAACAAAAGCAAUCAUAAAGUGUUAUUGGAAAUCUUACCUAGUUUUGGGAAUUUUUACAUUAAUUGAGGAAGGCACCAAAGUAAUCCAGCCCUUAUUUUUGGGGAAAGUUAUUAGUUAUUUUGAAAAUCAUGAUCCCACUGAUUCUGUGGCCUUGUACAGAGCGUACGGGUACGCCUCGGUGCUGACUUUCUGCACGCUGUUUCUGGCCAUACUGCACCAUUUAUACUUUUACCACGUUCAGUGUGCGGGGAUGAGGUUGCGGGUAGCCAUGUGCCACAUGAUUUAUCGGAAGGCACUUCGUCUUAGUAAUGUGGCCCUGGGCAAGACAACCACAGGCCAGAUAGUCAACCUGCUGUCCAACGAUGUGAACAAGUUUGAUCAGGUCACGAUCUUUUUGCACUUUCUGUGGGCGGGACCACUGCAGGCCAUCGCAGUGACUGCCCUUCUCUGGAUGGAAAUAGGAAUAUCGUGUCUUGCCGGGAUGGCAGUUCUGAUCAUCCUUCUGCCUUUGCAAAGCUGCAUUGGGAAGUUGUUUUCAUCACUGCGGGGUAAAACUGCAGCCUUCACAGAUGCCAGGAUCAGGACCAUGAACGAAGUUAUAACCGGAAUAAGGAUAAUUAAAAUGUACGCCUGGGAAAAGUCAUUUGCAGACCUUAUUAGCAGUUUGAGAAGGAAGGAAAUUUCCAAGGUUCUGAGAAGUUCCUACCUCAGAGGGAUGAAUUUGGCUUCGUUUUUUGUUGCCAGCAAAAUCAUCGUGUUUGUGACCUUCUCCUGCUACGUGCUGCUUGGCCACGUGGUCACAGCCAGCCGCGUGUUUGUGGCAAUGACACUGUACGGGGCUGUGCGGCUGACUGUCACCCUCUUCUUCCCUGCAGCCAUUGAGAGAGUGUCAGAAGCAAUCAUCAGCAUUCAAAGAAUCAAGAAUUUCCUGUUACUCGAUGAGAUAUCACAGCACAACCUUCAACUGCCAGCAGAUGGCAAAACGAUAGUGCAUGUGCAAGAUUUCACUGCUUUCUGGGAUAAGACAUUGGAAAUCCCAACCCUCCGAGGCCUUUCCUUUACUGUCAGACCUGGAGAAUUGUUAGCUGUGGUCGGUCCAGUGGGAGCAGGCAAGUCUUCACUGUUGAGUGCUGUGCUCGGGGAGCUGCCCCCGAGUCAGGGGCUGGUCACUGUGCAGGGGAAAAUCGCCUAUGUUUCCCAGCAGCCGUGGGUGUUUUCCGGAACCGUGAGGAGUAAUAUUUUAUUUGGGAAGAAGUAUGAAAAAGAACGAUAUGAAAAAGUAAUAAAGGCUUGUGCUUUGAAAAAGGAUUUACAGCUUUUGAAAGAUGGGGAUUUGACUGUGAUCGGAGAUCGGGGAGCCACACUGAGUGGAGGGCAGAAAGCACGAGUGAACCUCGCAAGGGCUGUCUACCAGGACGCUGACAUCUACCUCCUGGAUGACCCACUCAGUGCAGUGGAUGCGGAAGUUGGCAAGCACCUGUUUCAGCUGUGUAUUUGUCAAACCUUGCAUGAGAAGAUCACAAUUUUAGUGACUCAUCAGUUGCAGUACCUAAAAGCUGCAAGCCAUAUUCUGAUACUAAAAGAUGGAGAAACGGUGCAGAAAGGAACUUACACCGAGUUUCUGAAAUCUGGAGUAGAUUUUGGUUCCCUUUUAAAGAAGGAAAAUGAAGAAGCUGAACAAUCUUCAGUUCCAGGAACUCCUACGCUGAGGAAUCGUACCUUCUCUGAGUCUUCAGUUUGGUCUCAACAGUCUUCUAGACCCUCUUUGAAAGAUGGCGUUCCAGAGGGCCAGGAUACAGAAGAUAUACAGGUAACACAACCAGAGGAGAGCCGUUCUGAAGGGAAAGUUGGCUUCAAGGCCUAUAAGAAUUACUUCACAGCAGGUGCAUCCUGGUUCAUCAUCAUUUUCCUUGUUCUUCUAAACCUGGCAGCUCAGGUUGCUUAUGUCCUUCAGGACUGGUGGCUUUCCUACUGGGCAAACGAACAAAGUCUGCUGAAUAUCACUGUAAAUGGGGAAGGAAAUGUAACUGAGAAGCUAGAUCUUAACUGGUACUUAGGAAUUUAUGCAGGUUUGACUGUAGCUACCGUCCUUUUCGGCAUAGCAAGAUCGCUGUUGGUGUUCUAUGUCCUUGUUAAUUCUUCCCAAGCUUUGCACAAUAAAAUGUUCGAGUCAAUCCUGAAAGCUCCAGUAUUGUUCUUCGAUAGAAAUCCAAUAGGAAGAAUUUUAAAUCGUUUCUCCAAAGACAUUGGACAUAUGGAUGACUUACUUCCCUUGACAUUUCUAGAUUUCAUCCAGACACUGUUGUUCGUCAUCAGUGUGAUGGCCGUGGCGGUGGCCGUGAUUCCUUGGAUCGCAGUACCGAUGAUUCCCCUGGCCAUCAUUUUCUUCGUUCUUCGGCGCUACUUCUUGGAAACCUCAAGGGAUGUCAAACGCCUGGAGUCCACAACACGGAGUCCGGUGUUUUCCCACUUGUCCUCCUCCCUCCAGGGGCUCUGGACGGUCCGGGCAUACAGGGCUGAAGAGAGAUGUCAGGAGCUGUUUGAUGCCCACCAGGACUUGCACUCAGAGGCUUGGUUCUUGUUUCUGACAACGUCACGAUGGUUUGCCGUGCGUCUGGAUGCCAUCUGUGCCAUCUUUGUCAUCGUUACUGCCUACGGGUCCCUGAUCCUGGCACACACUUUGGAUGCUGGGCAGGUUGGCUUGGCCUUGUCCUACGCCCUCACGCUCAUGGGAAUGUUCCAGUGGUCUGUUAGACAAAGCGCCGAAGUGGAGAAUAUGAUGAUUUCAGUGGAGAGAGUCAUUGAAUACACAGACCUGGAGAAAGAAGCGCCAUGGGAGUACCAGAAACGCCCGCCGCCGGACUGGCCCCACGAAGGAGUGAUCAUCUUUGAUAACAUGAACUUUACGUACAGCUUGGAUGGGCCUGUGGUGUUAAAACACUUGACAGCACUCAUUAAAUCAACAGAAAAGGUUGGAAUUGUGGGAAGAACCGGAGCUGGAAAAAGUUCUCUCAUCUCAGCCCUUUUUAGAUUGUCAGAACCUGAAGGUAAAAUUUGGAUUGAUAAGAUCUUGACAACUGAAAUUGGACUUCAUGAUUUAAGGAAGAAAAUGUCAAUCAUACCUCAGGAACCCGUUUUGUUUACUGGAACAAUGAGGAAAAACCUGGAUCCCUUCAAUGAGCACACAGAUGAGGAACUGUGGAAUGCCUUAGAAGAGGUACAGCUUAAAGAAGCCAUCGAAGAUCUUCCUGGUAAAAUGGACACUGAAUUAGCAGAAUCAGGAUCCAAUUUUAGUGUUGGACAGAGACAGUUGGUGUGCCUUGCCAGGGCAAUUCUGAAGAAAAACCGCAUAUUGAUUAUCGAUGAAGCAACAGCUAAUGUUGACCCAAGAACUGAUGAAUUAAUACAAAAAAAAAUCCGAGAGAAGUUCGCCCACUGCACCGUGCUGACCAUCGCACACAGACUCAACACCAUCAUCGACAGUGACAAGAUCAUGGUUUUGGAUUCAGGAAGACUGAAAGAAUAUGAUGAGCCAUAUAUUUUGCUGCAGAAUAAAGAGAGCCUAUUUUACAAGAUGGUACAGCAGCUGGGCAAGGGGGAGGCCGCUGCCCUCACCGAAACAGCAAAACAGGUGUACUUCAAAAGAAAUUAUCCGGAUAUUGCUCGCACUGGCUCUGUGGUUAUGAACACUUCCAAUGGACAGCCCUCAGCCUUAACAAUUUUUGAGACAGCACUGUGAUUCUACCAAGAUGUCAGUCAAGUCAACAUGUUCCAAAGGCGUUUUCCACAGUUUUUGCACUGCAUAAACUACCUUGUACUUUUUUCUUAACUCUAGCAAAAAAAUUUAUACACGCAAGAUGUCGGUGUAUUUGGACCCCCCCCCCAACUUCACCCAAUAAUUUCAACCUCUAAGAAAGUGCUCUUUUAUUUCAAUAUUGUAAUUUUUUAAAAAUCCAAAUCAGAGGUGCAGGCCACUGAUACAACAGCCUACCAGAUUUGGUGCCUUAACAGACUCCAGAGCCAAAGCCCAUUCAUUGUGUGAGGAAUAGGGCAAAGUUGUCACAGGUCGAUUGCUUUUGUUUUUGUUUCUUGUUGAUCCCAAAGUAUCUGUUAGUUUCCAGUGAUAGCAGAGAUUCUGUUUACUUAAAGACUGUGUGAAGGUUGUCUUGUCUCACCACUUUCUUUAACAUAACUAGGAUCCACUACGCCCCCCAAAGGCUGCUAAUUAAAACAGUGCAGAUAAAACUUACAAAAUAUAUAUAUGGACAUUGUAGUAGGGAGAGUCUGCCCCCCAAAAGAUACGUGGUUAAAGUACAGAAGGAAAAUGUUUUACGCUCUAAUAAGAAAGAGAAAAUAAUGCUUUUUCAAAAUGGCAUCCCUUCUAGGGAGUUUGAUGACAAAGGACACAUGUAGGGACAGCCUCAUUGUUAGAGCUGCCUCACUUGGACAUGAAAGGAACUGUGUUUUGGUUCCAGACUCAGCAUGGUGAUACUUUCCAGAAGGGCCAAACCUCUGAGUGUAACUCCUAAAACAUGUAGUAUUAUUUUGAUUUGGAUUUCUGGUUUACAGCAGGUAAACCUCUAUUGACUAUAAUCUUUUUUGGUUUCGCUUUUCUUGAAAUCCUUUCAAAAUUGCACACAUAGACUCUUUGAGUUGGUGAGAAAAAAUGAAAAUCGUUGCACUAAUUGGCCAUAAUUAUGCAGUACUUUCUCAGGAUGUGUCCAGAAGCUUCACUUUGAUGAACCUGUCCCAAUCAGUUUACUUCUGACCACUAAUAGAGCUUCUUUAGGUCAUUCUAGUUAGUGAAUCAACAAACCACACCACUUCCUAAGCCAACAGUAAUUCAUUUGACCCCUCAGCCUUUACUUUUUCUUGAUGGUGAUAGCUCUGAGGUGUUGAGUUCAAGUUACUAAAUGUUUACUGUCAGUUUGAGAUGGACUUGACCUUGCAGAAUAAGUUGAAACCACUAUCAGGUUGCAUAUAUUACUGCACACACAGGUGUGUGUGUAUAGGCUAUACUUUAAUGCCUACAGAUAAGGUGGUUCGAUUCGUUAACAGAACGGCUGUUUUCUAAAAUGAAGCAUAAAAAAGCACACACAGCAAAUCACCAAAGUACUAUAAGUGAAGUGGCUGUUUGACUCCGUGUAUGUGGAAGUCGGUGAUUAAUGUUUAGUGCAGUAAAUCACGUGCACUAAGUUGUUUAUUAAUAGUCGUGGUUAGUAUUUCAGAAGACUGAAGUGGCAGUGAUGAUAAUGAGGUCUGUUUAAACACUAGAAAUGUUUUAAAUGUAUAUAUGUUUAUUUGGUCUGUAGAGAUCAAAGGCAGUCAUAUAAAUAUGUUUCUGUUUCAUUUCUGUUUUAAUGUCAUCACAGGAUUUU